Messenger RNA from Aureococcus anophagefferens, 684 nucleotides. RefSeq lists its product as hypothetical. Gene Ontology annotation, biological process: SCF-dependent proteasomal ubiquitin-dependent protein catabolic process. Gene Ontology annotation, cellular component: SCF ubiquitin ligase complex. The transcript has a single exon. The annotation marks the transcript as partial. Lineage: Eukaryota; Pelagophyceae; Pelagomonadales; Pelagomonadaceae. Gene Ontology annotation, molecular function: protein binding. The record is from RefSeq and is a predicted model, not a curated record.
CCGGGCCUUGUCGCCCUGGCGCUGACGGACUGCGGCGACAUCACGGACGCGGGCGUCGUCGCGGUGGCCCGGGGCUGCCCGUCGCUCAAGGUGCUGAACCUGCGGGGCUGCCGCCACGUCUCCGACGCGGCGUUGGGCGCCCUGGGCCGGGGCUGCGCGGGGCUCGGCGUCCUCACGCUGGCGCACUGCAAGCGCGUGUCGGACAACGGCGUCUUCGGCCUCGUCUCCGGCUGCCGGCGGCUCACGUCGCUCAACCUGCUCGAGUGCGGCGAGAUCACGGACGAGGCGGGCUGCGCCAUCGCCCGGGGCUUCCCCGCGCUUCAGGUGCUGUCCCUGGCCUGCUGCGCGCGCGUCACGGACCGCACGAUCAGCGCGAUCGCGUCCGCGUCCGGCGAGCUCCGGUCGCUGAACCUCUCCUUCUGCGAGAGCGUGUCCGGCCGCGCCGUCGCCGAGGUCGCCGCGUCCUGCGCGGCCCUGAGCGAGCUCCUCCUCACGGGCUGCGCCAUCAACGACGCGGACGUCGCGAACAUCGUCGGCGACUACUCGAAGCUCCACACGUUCAUUUUGGCGGGCUGCCCCAUCACGGACGCGUCCCUCACGACGAUCGCGUCCUGCCCCUGGCUCUUCUCCCUGUCGCUCGUCGGCUGCCCCAACGUGAGCAACGACGCCGUCACGACGCUGCGC